UAUUUUGUUUACGUUAAAAGUUCUAUUUUAUUAAAGUUAUAAUUUAUAUAAUAACCAAUUUUGUUUUUUUGUUUUGUUAGCUUCGCUUGGGGUAGCUAUCUCUGGGAUUUUACUUAUGUUGACCUUGAUGAUACAUGGAACAAAAUACAUAAUUAUUUAUCACUUUCUGAGCGUCGUCAAACUUUAAAGUACUCCGUCUCAGGAUUUACGACUCCAAUAAGGAUAUGGAUAUAUGAGAUGAUUCCGGCUGUUCGUGCAUGUGGAUUUGUAUUGAGAAAAAAAUAAAGACUUGCCUCGGAUGAAACGAUGGAGUGGAACAAAAAAAUUGAAAUGGGUUGACGUGAACAAGAUUUGGUCAAAGAUACAGGAGGGGCAACCACCAAGACAAAACAUGUUACCGGGUGAUGGUUGUGCAAGAUGAAGUGAUGAAUAAAAACAAUACAACUGAAAAUGUUUUUGGUGAUAUUCAAGAUGACAAGGUGUUGGAGGAGAGGAAUGACUAUGCGGGGAACAAAUUUGAUGAUGAUGUGUUUGAUGUAAAUGAUUAUAGUGAAGUUAAAGAGGAGUGGGAGGAGAGGAAUAACAAUGCGGGGAGCAAAUUUGAUGAUGAUGUGCCGGACGAAGACGAACUAAUAAUAACGGGAAUUGUAGAUUAUUUUGAUGAGUAUGAUGGUAAAGAAGUUACACCCGAUAAACUGAGGACUCGAAAACCAUCACAAUAUUUGUGCCCUCCUUACACCGAGGUAUUCGUUUUAUUUGUGCCCUCCUUACACCGAGGUAUUCGUUUUAUUUGUAUGGGGAUACAUUUGAAGUCGAUGACAAUUUUGCCACCAGCAACGUACAACUUGAACGAAGGGUAUGUAGUUGUGGUAAAUGGCAAAAAAGCGGUAUACCAUGUGGCCACGCUAUAGCAUGUCUAAGAACCCGUACAUCUGAAUCCAUUCACGGAAUGGUUGAUUACAAGUUCACUAAUUAUGUGUAUCGACUUGCAUAUGGAUCUGAAUUGGUGAAUACUAUACCAUCACAUGUGCAUUGGGAAAUACCAAAUGAAACGGUGGUCCUGUUACCUCCCUCAAUGCAGUAGUUAUUCAUGUAGCACCUUUAUGUUUUAUGUAGUAUUAUGUAUUAGUUUUUUAUGUCCCCUGUUUUUAUUUUAGUGUCGUGUUACGUAUUAGUUAUCCAUGUACCCAGUUUAUAUUUUAUGUCGUAUUAUGUAUUAGUUAUUUAUGUA
This is a messenger RNA of Lactuca sativa (garden lettuce), 1231 nucleotides long. Lineage: Eukaryota; Viridiplantae; Streptophyta; Magnoliopsida; Asterales; Asteraceae. The record is from RefSeq and is a predicted model, not a curated record.